Molecule: messenger RNA, 1542 nt
Organism: Pipistrellus nathusii (Nathusius's pipistrelle)
Lineage: Eukaryota; Metazoa; Chordata; Mammalia; Chiroptera; Vespertilionidae
Source: the annotation of a GenBank genome assembly
AUGGCUUCCUGGUUGACCCCUGUGACCCUCCUGCUGCUGCGGCUGCUGGCUGGGGAGAAAGCCUUCUCAAAUCAUAAUGAUACCAGCUUCAGCCUCACGGAUUCAAUGAACCAGAUAUGGGAAAUCAAAGAGGACAUCUCCGAGGAAGACAUCCCCGAGAUCCAGUCCACUCAGCCCAGAGUGGGCUCUUCCACGAACCAGACAUGGGAAAUCAACGAAAACAUCUCCGAGAAAGAGAUCCCUGAGAUUCAAUCCACUCAGCCCACCCUGGGCUUUUCCACCACCAUGCCAACAGCCAACUCAACUAUCCUAAGGGCCAAUGGCACUUUGCCCUCCACCUCCCAGCCCUGGUUCCAGUCAACCACUCAACCUGCUGACCCAACUACUGGGCCCACUACUGAGCCCCCCUGCCCUGAGCCCGAGAUCCACUGCCCUGACUUGGAGAAUUCUUUGGCGGAGACCAUACUGGGGGAGGCUUUGCUGGAUUUCUCCGUGAAACUCUACCACGCCUUCUCAUUAGUGAAGAGGGAGGAGACCAAUAUGAUCUUCUCACCUUUCAGCGUUGCCAGCCUGCUCACUCAGAUCCUGCUUGGAGCCGGAAACACCACCAAGAAAAACCUGGAGACCGUCCUCUCCUACCCUGAGAACUUUUCCUGUGUCCACCAGGCCCUGAAGGCCUUCUCAUCCAAAGGCUUCACCUCGGUCUCUCAGAUCUUCCACAGCCCAGACCUGGCCAUACGGGACGCCUUUAUGAACGCUUCUCAGCACCUGUAUGGCACCCCCAGAACCCUGGGAAAUGACAGUGAUGCCAACUUGGAGCUCAUCAACACCUGGGUGGCGGAGAACACCAACCACAAGAUCAACUCUCUGCUAGACAGCCUGCCCUCCGACACCCGCCUUGUCCUCCUCAAUGCUAUCUAUCUAAGCGCCAAGUGGAAGACAACAUUUGAUCACAAAGACACCAGGAGGGAGCCCUUUUACUUGAAAUCCUCAAAGAAAAAAGUGCCCAUGAUGACCAGCAAGAAGUACCCGGUUGUCCAAUUCACUGACCCUAUGUUGAAGGCCAAGGUGGGGAAACUACAGCUCUCCCACAACUUGAGCAUGGUGAUCAUGGUACCCCAGAACUUGAAAUACAGUCUCCGAGACAUGGAGCAGGCUCUCAGCUUCCCUGUCUUAAAGGCCGUCAUGAAGAAGCUGGAGAUGACCAACGCCCAACCCACCUUCCUGAUGCUGCCCCGAUUCAAACUCAAGAGCAACCAGGACAUGUUGCUAAUCAUGGAGACAAUGGAAUUCUUUGACUUUGCUUAUGAUCUCAACCUGUGCGGGCUGACAGAGGACAAGAAUCUCCAGGUUUCUGCGAUGAAACACCAGGCGGCGCUGGAGCUGACGGAGAGCGGGGUAGAGGCGGUUGCGGCCUCCUCAAUCUCGUUGGCCCGGGCUCUGAUGAUCUUUGAGGUGCAGCAGCCCUUCCUCUUCCUGCUCUGGGACCAGCAGCACAAGCUCCCUAUCUUCAUGGGGCGAGUGUAUGACCCCACAGCCUGA